Ostreococcus tauri is the source of this 651-nucleotide messenger RNA. RefSeq names its product Protein-tyrosine phosphatase-like, PTPLA. Gene Ontology annotation, molecular function: 3-hydroxyacyl-CoA dehydratase activity. Gene Ontology annotation, cellular component: endoplasmic reticulum membrane. Lineage: Eukaryota; Viridiplantae; Chlorophyta; Mamiellophyceae; Mamiellales; Bathycoccaceae. The record is from RefSeq and is a predicted model, not a curated record. Gene Ontology annotation, biological process: very long-chain fatty acid biosynthetic process; sphingolipid biosynthetic process; fatty acid elongation. The transcript has a single exon. The coding region runs from base 1 to 651 and encodes 216 amino acids.
AUGGAGAUGCGACGGGCGUACUUGGUGGGGUAUAACGGUGUGGAAGCGAUGGGGUGGAUGGUGGUGUUGACGCUCGCGGUGCGAUGCGCGGUCGAGCGAGGGCGCUCGUGGACGUAUGAUGUCGUGCGUGAUGCGUUGGUGACGGUGCAGAUCGCAUCCUUCGCGGAAGUUUUACACGCCCUGAUUGGAUUGACGCGCACGCCCGCGGCGGCGGCGCUCAUGCAGUGGGCGGGACGGACGCACUGCCUGCUGUGCGCCCUGGACGGGGUGCGAAGCAAUCACUCGAGCGACGCCGCGACGGUGUUGGUGUUCGCGUGGGCGAUCACGGAGGUGAUUCGAUAUCCGGCGUACGUGUGCGGUUUGUUGGGGAUCGAAUCCAAGGCGCUCACUUGGGCGCGGUACACGGUGUUCGUGCCGCUGUAUCCGCUCGGUGCGGGGGCGGAGAUGAAACUCAUGUACGACGCGCGAGCGCACGCGAGAAGAACGAAAAUGUACGCGAUCGAAAUGCCGAACGCGUACAACUUUGCGUUCGAUUAUCCCACGUUUCUCAACGCGUUGCUCGUGUUGUACCCGUUUUUGUUCCAUGGGUUGUACUCCUACAUGUUCGCGCAGCGUCGUAAAAAACUCGGAGGGAAGGAGAAACAGAGCUAA